CUUCACACUACUCACCAUGGCUUUUCAUCUCACAAACCUUCCAACUCACAGACUAUUCUCUCUUGUUUUCUUUUUCCUGUUGGCCACAAAUAUAAACUCAGCUCAACCACUUUCCUUCAAUUUCAACAAACUCACCAAUGGUAAUCCAGAAUUAAUCCUUCAAGGGGACGCCCAUUUUGUAGACGGUGGUUUUGUGGCACUCACCAACAGAAAACCUCCAGCUACAACCACAGGGCGUGCCUUAUAUAAAACACCUGUGACCCUUUGGAACGAUACUACUGGCCAAGUUGCCAGCUUUAACACUUCCUUUUCGUUCGUUGUAGAAUCCCCGGAGAAACAACAUUGUCCAACUGAUGGACUGAUCUUUUUCAUUGCACCCCUGGACACCGUGAUUCCCAAUAACUCAGACAGUCUAUAUCUAGGAGUAGUUGAUGGUAAAAAUGCAAUAAAUCGAUUUGUUGGUUUAGAGUUUGACCUUUAUCCCAAUUAUUUUGAUCCCUAUAUGAGACAUAUUGGAAUCGAUGUCAACUCUUUAAUUUCGCUCAAAACUGAGAAAUGGAAUUGGGUGAGUGAUUCAUUGACAAAAGUAACUAUAACAUAUGACUCUCCUUCUAACGAGUUGAGUGCUCUUGUCACUUACGAGAAUGGAGAAUACACUAGCAUUGCACAAGCGGUUGAUUUGAAAACUGUGCUUCCCAACAUUGUUAGGAUUGGUUUUUCUGCUACUUCAAAAACUGGUGUAGCACACAACAUUCAUUCAUGGUCAUUCGCAUCAGACUUGGAAACAACUAUAAGCAGUGUCUCAGACAUAUGAAUGAAUAAUAUUAUUACAGUACAGGCUAUGCCUACUUACCAGCAGCUUGUAAUAAUUAACUAAUAUUUCUAAAUAAUGACCCUGCUUACUAGCAGCUACGUGUAAUUUCUUAUAAAUUAAAGACCAUGCUUUUCUACUAUGUUUCAGUUAAAUUUUC
Vicia villosa (hairy vetch) is the source of this 971-nucleotide messenger RNA. RefSeq names its product non-seed lectin-like. Gene Ontology annotation, molecular function: carbohydrate binding. The record is from RefSeq and is a predicted model, not a curated record. NCBI's taxonomy places the organism in Eukaryota, Viridiplantae, Streptophyta, Magnoliopsida, Fabales, Fabaceae. The transcript has a single exon. The coding region runs from base 17 to 814 and encodes 265 amino acids.